AUGCUGUUAACCCAACCUGCUACUGUGCAACCUCUCCAACAACAUCACUUCCACCGCAAUCAUCCACAACAACCCUUGCCCCAACCUCAGCGAUUCUACCCGCACUCUCUCGACUUCGACUUCGACACAACCUUGGACGACUCAGCGCACAAUAUUUCGAGUAUAUCUUCCUCGCCUCUUUCGACGCAGUCGCUUCCAUCUCACAACUACUCUUUGGCUGCCCAGUCUACCACAUUUCCCAAUUUUGAUUCUUCUCAUCUGGCAGUACCCAGAAGAGUGGCGCCUGCUACUACAACUUUCGACGACUCGUCUUUGAAUCUCAAUUUUAACCAGCUUCCACAAGAUCUCAUGCAGCCAGACGCCUGGGUUAUCGGAAACCAUUAUAUUCCCAAGCCGGUUGGUCGGUUCUCUCAUCAACGGGAAUCCUCAUUGUCAUCUUUGGGGUCCGCUGGUCCUGCUUCGCCCUUCAACCCUAACACGUCCAACCCGCACAUCGCAGUCACUGAUUCAGCAACCGACGCCUUUCAAGAGAUGCAAUCUCACGACAGCAAUUCAUUCUACCAGCUUGCCAAGGCAAUGCCAUCCCAUGACAACAUGUAUCCAAAUUACAACGGCCUCGCCACCCUCCCGACAGACAUAAGUGGAUAUGCCUCAGCGCUCAACGUACAGAGGCCGAGAUCCGACCGGAGCGGCCUUCUCCCAGCCCCAGAAUUGUCUGUUGCAGGCAGUAGGUCUCAUCCAGCAUCCGUGGCAAGUUCAGUUGCCGGUGACUCACCCGCUACACCAUCUGUUGGCGAGCACGAGGAUGACAGGAGGCGCAAAGCUGCUUUCAGCAAUGUUCCAAAGUUAGACCGUACAAUUACGGACAUUUACAACGACGAGCUAUACAGCCCCAACUUCACCAUCACUUCGGCAUCACCAGCUCAAGGUCAAAUGGCUGUCUCACCCAGUAAUGACGUCUUUGCUCAGAGAUUACAUGCUGCCAACAACCAGCAUUUGAGUGCAGCUCAAUCGCCUGCGUCUAGCGUGUCCCGAGAUCGAUCACCCUUUCGCCAAGGUUCGCCACUGGCCCCCGUUGCUAGUCAUGACUUUGGUGCUGGUUUGCCCGCCUCCAGGCUUCGAUUUAACUCAGCACAUCACAUGAGGGAGCAAAAAAAGGCUGAGCAAGACGCCCAGAUUAUGAGACAACAAAUGUCAAUGAAGUCUGAGCCGGAGACUCCUAAGACAAUAUCGCCCAAAGACGCUAUGCUCGAAUUCCACGAUGCUGAUGGAGAUAACUCGUUCCCCCUCUUUCCUUCCCAGGACCCUGCUGAUUUUGACGAUAUUGCGAAGGCAGUCGUCUCGCAAGAGCAAAGCAAUGGUUUUAAUAGACCAUCCUUACAAAAUGGAGCCGCAUUCCCCUACCUACCUACACAGCUUUCGAGCGGUGUUCAGAUACCACAGCAAUAUCCGUUCAUUGCACAUGCACGUCAAUCACAAGAACAAAUUCCCCGUCUCAGCUCUGUCGAGUCCAGUUCCGGCAUGUCAGAAGGAACACCAAGUUCCAACAGUGCUCCCAUGACAAAGCCGGCUGGCGCUGCAGCGGAUGGAGGAACUUACACCUGCACAUAUCACGGAUGUACAUUGCGAUUUGAGACGCCUGCCCUUUUGCAAAAACACAAGCGCGAAGGCCACCGACAAAUUCAGGGUAUUGGUGGCCCAAGACGAGGCGAAUCGAGCGUGACCUCCCCCAACAGUCUGCUCAACAGUCAAGCAGGCCCUCACCGAUGCGACAGGAUCAACCCCAGCACUGGAAAGCCUUGCCAUACGAUCUUUUCGCGUCCUUACGAUCUCACUCGACAUGAGGACACCAUUCACAAUGCGCGGAAGCAAAAGGUUCGGUGCAAUUUAUGCACUGAAGAGAAAACUUUCAGUCGUGCGGACGCGCUUACGCGACACUAUCGUGUAUGUCACCCUGAUGUCGAAUUUCCUGGCAAGCACCGGCGCCGUGGAAAUAACGCUUAG
Molecule: messenger RNA, 2004 nt
Organism: Colletotrichum truncatum
Lineage: Eukaryota; Fungi; Ascomycota; Sordariomycetes; Glomerellales; Glomerellaceae
Biological process (GO): regulation of transcription by RNA polymerase II
Cellular component (GO): nucleus
Source: RefSeq, a predicted model, not a curated record